UUUGCUCGUGAUGCUGGUUUGAAGUAAACAGGAAUAUCUGGAGGAGAAUCAUCUGAACUGAUCUUCUGCUGUGAAGAUGAUGUUUAUUAAAGAGGAGAGUGAGGAGGACACGAGUGAACCAGAAACAUGGAGAAUAAAACACGAGGAACAGGGAGGCCUCAUGAAAGUGAAAGAAGAAGGACAAGAUCUGAACGAGGUGGAGGAGGAACAUCAGGAUGUCAGUGGAGAAACUACUGAGGUCAAAAGGCCUUUCAGCUGCUCUCGGUGUGGAAAGGUGUACAAACAUAAAAGAAGCCUUAAUAAACACAUGAGAAUUCAUAGCGAGGAAAAGCCAUUCGUCUGCUCUCAGUGCGGAAACACGUUCAAGCGUAGAGGAGGCUUCAUGAAACACAUGAGAAUUCAUGGCGAGAAAAGGCCAUUCGUCUGCUCUCAGUGCGGAAAAGCUUUCACGUGUAACAAAAACCUUAAAGAUCACUUGUUAAUUCACGCCGGGAUAAAACCUUUCAGCUGCUCUGAGUGCGGGAAGAGAUUUACGCAAAAAGUGCAUCUUGAGAAUCAUCUGGUAACUCACUCUUCAGAGAAGCCUUUCAGCUGCUCUCGGUGCGGAAGCACUUUCACUCGUAAAGCGAGCUUUCAUCAGCACAUGUUAAUUCAUAAUGAAAUAAAGCCUUUCGGCUGCUCUCAGUGUGAAAAGAGUUUCACGCAGAAAGUACACCUUGACAAUCAUUUAGUGACACACUCCUCAGAAAAGCCUUUCAGCUGCUCUCAGUGCGGGAAGAGUUUCACACGCAAAGCUAGUCUUGAGAAGCACGUGUUGAUUCACGCCGGGAUAAAGCCCUUCAGCUGCUCGGAGUGUGGGAAGAGUUUCGUAUGUAAAGAAAUCCUGAGGAAUCACAUGGUAGUUCAUACUGGGAUAAAACCUUUCAGCUGCUCUCAGUGUGGAAAGACUUUCACGCAGAAAGGACACCUUAAGGAUCAUCUGGUAACUCACUCUUCGGAAAACCCUUUCACUUGCUCUCAGUGCGGGAAGAGUUUCACGUGUAAAGGAUACCUUAAGACUCACAUGUUAAUUCAUGCUGAAAUAAAGCCUUUUACCUGCUCUCAGUGUGGGAAGGGUUUCAUAUGCAGAGGAAACCUGAGGAAUCACAUGGUAGUUCAUACCGGGAACAGGCCUUUCAGCUGCUCUGACUGUGGAAAGAGCUUUACACAGAAAGGACACCUUAAAGUUCAUGCUGCCAAAACACAUUUAUUUUUAGACAAGUGAUUUCUUUCCUCUGACGACUGAAACUUGCGCACCGUGUAGGGCUGGAUGUUGUUAAAGGUGACCUAUUUCAUGGUAAACAUUUAAUAUAAAAUACCAUCGAGAAA
Molecule: messenger RNA, 1368 nt
Organism: Puntigrus tetrazona (Sumatra barb)
Lineage: Eukaryota; Metazoa; Chordata; Actinopteri; Cypriniformes; Cyprinidae
Product: gastrula zinc finger protein XlCGF26.1-like
Exons: 2
Coding region: 77-1264 (395 amino acids)
Biological process (GO): regulation of transcription by RNA polymerase II
Molecular function (GO): RNA polymerase II cis-regulatory region sequence-specific DNA binding; DNA-binding transcription factor activity, RNA polymerase II-specific
Source: RefSeq, a predicted model, not a curated record